Serinus canaria (Common canary) is the source of this 3885-nucleotide messenger RNA. It is a transcript of the gene B3GNT9, whose product is annotated as UDP-GlcNAc:betaGal beta-1,3-N-acetylglucosaminyltransferase 9. The transcript is spliced from 3 exons. The record is from RefSeq and is a predicted model, not a curated record. Gene Ontology annotation, molecular function: hexosyltransferase activity. NCBI's taxonomy places the organism in Eukaryota, Metazoa, Chordata, Aves, Passeriformes, Fringillidae. The coding region runs from base 598 to 1845 and encodes 415 amino acids. Gene Ontology annotation, cellular component: membrane.
CAACCUGGCUGUGCGUUCUCCCUCUCGACACCUCCGCCCUGUCCCGCCGGAGCCAUCGGCGCUCCCCGACCCCAUCACGUGUCCGGCCUUGGACGGGACCCGGCUCUGCCCGCCGGGCUCCGCUCGCUGCGGGGCUGGAGCUGUGCUGGGGCCGCUCCGACCCCGGCCCGUUCCCGGUCCCGUUCCGGUCCCGCUCCUGGCCCGAUCCCGGUCCAAUUCCAGUCUCGAUCCCAGCCCCGCUCCUGGCCCGAUCCCAGCCACACUCCCAGCCCCGUUCCCGGCCCCGCCGCAGCCCCGGGCCGGGCAGCUCCGCUCGCUGCCGGCGGGAGCGGCCCCGAGCCCCCGCUCUGCUCGGCGCCCCCAGGGUGUCCUGGGCUUCGCUGGAAGGCUGAGCGAUGUCUCUCACUAACCACAUCCAGAUGUGCCUGCUUGGCAGCCCGCUGCACAGACGGUACCGAGGGGACGCAGGAUCAGCGCUAUCAAAUGGGCUUUGAAGAACUGAUUAAAUAAGACAGAAGAUCUCCAGGAAAAGUAUGGGCAGUGGUGCCAGGCAGCUCAAACACGGCUUUUAGCAGUCCCAGGAACAGCAGAGAGACAAUGAGAGUUCGCCUCAAAGGGGAUGUGAUCUGUACCCUCCUCCUGCUGGUGGCGCUUUGUUCCUUGCUCUACUCCCAGCUGGAACAUUUGAUCCCGGCAGGAAAGAAGGAGCCAGCACAGAACAAACCCCGAGUGGCACCAAAAAUAUUCCCUGAUCCCAGAGCACCUCGGAGGCUGAUGCCAGCAGAGGCAACUGCACCCAGACCCCAAAUUAUCCCGGUCAUGAGACCAACAGAAGUGGCCAAAACCCGGGUCCAAACUACAACUCCACCCCUGCUGACUGAUUCUGCCUUCAACUUUAAGCUCUAUCUCCUAAACAAGGAUAACAGGAACUUCAAUCUCCUCAUUAACCAGCCCAGGAAGUGCCGAAAACCGCCGGGAGGUCCCUUCCUGCUCAUUGCUAUCAAAUCAGUGGUUGAGGACUUUGACAGGCGUGAGAUUGUCCGGAAAACUUGGGGCAGGGAGGGUUUGGUGAAUGGGGAGCAGAUCCAGCGAGUGUUCCUGCUGGGAACACCAAAGAAUAGGACAGUGCUGGCAACAUGGGAGACCCUGAUGCACCAGGAGAGUCAGACAUACCGGGACAUUUUACUCUGGGACUUCACGGACACUUUCUUCAACCUGACCCUGAAGGAGAUCCACUUCCUGAGCUGGGCUGCUGAAUUCUGCCACAACGUGAAAUUUAUUUUCAAAGGUGACGCUGAUGUUUUUGUCAACGUGGAGAACAUUGUUGAUUUCCUCAAGAGGCACGAUCCCAGUGAAGAUCUCUUUGUUGGGGACAUCAUCUACAACGCCCGUCCCAUCCGCGUCCGCCAGAGCAAGUACUACAUCCCGGAGAGCAUGUACGGGCUGAGCAUCUACCCCGCCUACGCUGGGGGAGGAGGGUUCCUGCUCUCCAGCUGCACCAUGAGGAAGCUCUCCAGGGCUUGCAGAGAAGUGGAGCUGUUCCCCAUUGAUGAUGUCUUUCUGGGCAUGUGCUUACAGAGAAUCAGCCUCAAGCCCAUUUUACAUGAAGGGUUCAAGACCUUUGGCAUUGUUAAGCCUUCUGCUGCCCCACACCUACAGACCUUUGAUCCUUGUUUUUACAAAGAUCUCAUGGUGGUUCAUAGCUUGAAAGUUGCUGAGAUCUGGCUGAUGUGGAACCUGCUCCACAGCCCACGGCUUUCCUGUACUCAGAAGAAGCAGGUGAAGAAGCCUUUCCAGUGGAAGAAGAAAGCUCAGAUAACAACAGCAGCAUCACCCCUCAGAUAAUGCAGGCAGAGUGCAGCACACACAGCAAACCAGCCAGGAGAGGGACCCUGGAACUGACACUGCCCAACAAACCAACUUUCCAAGUAUUUUAGCACAUCUUAUUUACAACAUUAAGAGAAGACAACAAACAAUUACAGGAAUUUUCCCAAAUUCCACAUUUGCACAUUCACAUAAUGUGGGUCCUUCUGUGCUAAUGAGUCCAAAUAAUCAUGACAUAUAUAUAAUUUAUUAUUAUUUAUUAGCAUUAUAGUAGUGCUUAGUGGGACUGUGUAAAAGCACAUUGAAAAAUGCAGUCCUUGGCAUUUUUUCAGCAUGGUCAGAAGUGUGAGAAAUGAAAGAAGACAUAGGGUAAGAACAGACACCAGGGAGCAUAGGGAUCAUUGUCAACUUCCUGCUUGACUUGGACUCAUUGAAAAAUGACCAGACAGGAACUAGAGUACAGGAAAUUGAGUCCCCUUAGUGUCUGCUCAGAUCACCUCACUGCUGCCUGGUUGGUUUUCCACAGGCCUUGUAAAAAGAGAACAACAAACAGCUCUUGAAAUGGGUCCUACAGUUGCAGUUCAGGUGGAUUACAAGAAGUCAAACUGGAUGCUGAGGCUGGCAUGGCUGAUGGAGCAAAGGGCAGGUAAGUAGAUGACUAGAAAGGAGCAGACUAAAGAGCCUUUAGAGAAAGGACAAGAACUUCCAAUUGAUCACUUUGAGUCUUGAUUUUUCAUCAUUCUUCUCAGUUCAGAUAUCUGCUCUAUUGACAUGCUCAAGAUUCAAGGGACCAGUGGAUCAGGUUUUGGCACUUCCCUGAGCUCAGGCUCUCUGCACUGCACUGCCUGACAUUCAUGGAAAAUUCAGAAGUCAUCAACAGUAUUUCAUCACUCUCAUGAUCUGACCCAGAUUUUCAGAAGGUUUGCAUCUGGAGAGAUCCUUUGGCCUCUGCUCAUAAGUGUAACCCCACACAGAGCUGCUGCUUGCAUCACAUUUGGGAGCUGCUUCAAACCAGAGUGCACUGGGCUGGUUUCUACAGACCUUGGGCUUUUGCUUGGCACAGUCAGCUGCAGAGGGCAGCCAGGACUCUCAUACUGCUGCAAAUGUCAUGUGAAGAGAAAAAGUUUUCAGACAAAAGGACUUCAGAAUAAAAGUCCAUCUAAAUUUAUUGCAAGAAAUCAAAACCGCACAGCAAUCUUUCUAUUGGCUUUUCAAGGUUCAGUCAGGAACUUUGUGAGUAUUUUAAGCAUCAGACAAGAACACUGAAUUGCUCAGUUUUUCAAAGUACAGUCCAGACUUUGAUGCAUUUUGUUUUUCCCAACAGCAGACUACCUUAGAAGAAUAUGCUUUUAUCAGACAUCAAAGCAGAAGUGAAUUCCUCUAAAGCAGGGUUACAAAGCUGUGAAAUUCAUGGGACCAAGAGCCUGAAUUCACCUCUGAUACUGUGUUUGUUAAUUCUUUUACAAGUUUUUACCCCCUCAACAAAACUCCUGUCCAUCAGAGAACCCCUCAGGAUGGCACAUCCACACAGCUUCAAAGGAAACUACAAUCAGUCACAAAAUCCCAAAGUUCCUCUCCCUUGCACAGAGCCUGGAGCACAGCUGCAUUUCAUAUCCAUGGGUAAGCUCCCUCCCAUCCUCCCUCCCUGCAGUAUUUGGGCUCAGUGCUGGGACUGACAAUGCACAGAGAGAGCAGCAGGCUGGGAAACAGCCUAUGGACAGCAGCUUUACACAUUGGUGAUCUUCAGCAUGAGUUCAGGCCUUACAACAAUGUAUUUCCAAGAAAAGGUCAGCUUUAUGGAAAUUGAAAGAUUUCUACCUUUGAGAUCUUUUCAGGAUGCAAUCCUGAAAUACAAAAUGUUCAUGUGAGCUUCACAAGGAGCUUUGCAGGGUGUGGAACUAAGCCAAAGCCUCGCUGGUAGGACAAAGUCACCCCUGCCUAUGUCUGCUAACAUGUGUGAUACUUGUGUAUUUAUGAGACUGUACAGAAAUUAUUACCUGGGAGUAGUUUACAGUUUGGGAAAUCAUUUAUACCAUCAUUAAAAGACAGCAUGCAGAUGUG